AUGUCUACUGGAAUUCCCACACUGAUUCAGGAGGUGUAUCGCGGGAGCUCACUGACGGCGGAAACAGUGACUCUGGACCCUGAAGCCCCGCGGUCAAAGAAAAGUCAAAAUGAGGUGAUUGUCCGUGCCCUGGAUGGUUUUGUUUUUGUGAAGCAUAACAAGUUGGUCUAUCCCCGGUACCAAGAUUUGACUCCUGAAUGGUGGGAAGACGUACAGGCCUACGGGUACGUGACAGCGCUUGUGGGCCAGUUUAAGUUCUUUGUCUGGGCCGGGUUUAUGGGCGAAGACUACUCGGACAAACAUCUGGUUUUCAUGUGUAUAAAAGACAUUGUGGGGAUGGUGAAGGAAUCAAGCCCUCACUGGCGAUCUGGCUUUGAGGAGACUCUGUGGCUGGAGUCAAAGGCCGGAUACAGCUAUGCGCUGAUGGAGCCGGAUGCAAUCUAUGAUGAGGUCAGGUGGGCUGAAGUGAUUCAAAGCUGGACAAAUCUGCCGCCACCUCUAAGCCAGGAAGACCCAACGCUCCGCGAGGUGAACCAAGCCGGGCCACAGCCCGAGUGGUGGAAGGUCAGGGGCGGGAAGAGUACUUGGGAGUGGUUUACCAAACCAAUCCGGGACGCGAAGGCAGGCGCAAAACAGAAAACAAACCAAGAGCAGCAAACAUCCCGGAAGCGCAAGAAGGGAGGAAAGCGGGCCACACCUUCCCCGUCCAAGAAAAGGGCAAUCAGCCAGGAUGUCAAGUACAGCCCUGGAAAAGGUGACCGAACUGAUGAUGAUGAUGUAAUCUUUGAUCGCAGCAAGUUGCAACCGCGUAGAUCGUCGGUUCGGUUUGCGGAGAGCCUACCAAGGCUCAAUCCCACGGCCGCUAAUGAAGAUCCCCGGGAUGACAAGGCAGAGGGAGCCAAGGUGCAGGCGCAGGGAAGGGAGAAAGGGAAGGAGGUAAGGAAGGAUGACGAGGACAGUGACGAGGAGGAAGAAGAGCAAGAAGAGGGGGAUGAGAAAGAGGACGAGGACGAGGAGGAAGCAGAGGACACAGAGAACGAGGAAGACAAGGAAGACAAGGAAGACGAGGAAGAAAAGGAUGUGGGACGGGAGAGAGGGGAGAAGGAAGGCCAAGUUGUGGCCAUGGAAGUUGACGAGGCGGACGCCGAGAUGGAUGCUGAAGGAGAAGACAAAGGCAAGGACGUUGCCAUGUCAAGUCCGCCUGGCAAAGCUACUUCCUCCAAGAAAAUUCCUGACCCGGAAGCGGCUUCUCCUUCGCGUAAAGCAUUGCCUGCCCCCGCGCAAUUUGCGCGUACACCUACUCCAGGGCCUGAGCUUACUCCUCCUCCUGUGCCUCUCUCUAAUCCGGCGCCUUCCCCAGUCUCUGCGCCUCCAGAAACUUUGGGGUCUAUCCUCACUCCUGCUCCCGCACUUCCCCUUGCUCCCCCCCAACCCCUCCUCCAGCCCCGGCUCCUGCUCCUUCUCCUUCUCCUGCUCCUACUCCUGCUCCUGCUCCGGCUCCUGCUCCUGCUCCGCUCCUGCUCCUGCUCCGGCUCCGGCUCCGCUGCUGCUCCUUCUCCUGCUCCUUCUCCUGCUCCUGCUCCUGCUCCAACUCCUGCUCCUGCUCCUGCUCCUGCUCCUGCUCCUGCUCCUGCUCCUGCUCCUGCUCCUGCUCCUGCUCCUGCUCCUGCUCCUGCUCCUGCUCCUGCUCCUGCUCCUGCUCCUGCUCCUGCUCCUGCUCCUGCUCCUGCUCCUGCUCCUGCUCCUGCUCCUGCUCCUGCUCCUGCUCCUGCUCCCGCUCCCGCUCCGACUCCGGCUCCGGCUCCGGCUCCCACUCCCGCUCCUGCUCCUGGACCGGCGCCUGCGCCUGCGCCGCCAUCUCCCAUUCUUCCUGCAUCUCCCGCCGGUCCCGCGCCCCCUUCUCUUGAGCCUCCCUCGACCGCUGUGUCUUCAGCUUCUGUGCCCGCCGGCACACCACCCCCAACCCCUCCCCCUGCGUCUACGAACGCCUCUGUGCCUGCGACUGUCACUUCAGUUUCAGCACCUAUUCCCCCUGCCGGCUCCUCGCUUUAUGCACAGUCAGUCCCAGAUACAUGUGAGUUCAAUAUGGACAAUACGACGGGAAGGCAAUAA
Molecule: messenger RNA, 2112 nt
Organism: Rhizoctonia solani
Lineage: Eukaryota; Fungi; Basidiomycota; Agaricomycetes; Cantharellales; Ceratobasidiaceae
Exons: 6
Coding region: 1-2112 (703 amino acids)
Source: RefSeq, a predicted model, not a curated record